AGAAGAAAAAAAAAAAAAAACUACAAGUCCCUUGGACUCUCAAAGGCAUUGCCAAACAAAGUUUUUAGGUACCAUGGCAUUGCCUUUGCGAGCCCUCUUGUCAUCAUUGCUGCCGCUGCUUUUGCUCCUGCUGUCUCAUGAUGUCCAUGCCAAUGGAUGGACAGGGAAUGCACGUCAUGCAUUGCUUUCCAAGCACCAUAGACCAAAGUUCAAGCCUGGCCCUUGGCAUAAUGCUCAUGCCACCUUUUAUGGAGGAGCCGAUGCCUCACAAACAAUGGGGGGAGCUUGUGGCUAUGGAGACCUGCAUAAGCAAGGGUAUGGGGUUCAAACCGCAGCGUUGAGCACGGUUCUCUUCAAUGGUGGGCAGGCAUGUGGGGCCUGUUUCGAAAUCAAAUGUGUGGAUGAUCCACAGGGGUGCAAGCGAGGGCAGGCAUCACUCAUGGUUACAGCCACCAACCUGUGCCCUCCAAGUAGCAAUGGAGGAUGGUGUAAUCCACCUCGUGAACACUUUGAUCUCUCCCAGCCUGCAUUUCUUCAGAUUGCCGAGUACAAGGCUGGCAUUGUUCCAGUUCAGUAUCGCAGGGUCCCAUGCAAGAAGAAAGGAGGGAUUCGAUUCACAAUAUCUGGGAAUCCUUACUUCAACCUUGUGUUUAUAUGGAAUGUUGGAGGAGCUGGAGAUAUCACGAGUGUGCAGGUGAAGGGCGAUCGCAAACUGAAAUGGACAACACUCAAGCGUAAUUGGGGUCAGAACUGGGAGACUGACGCCAUGUUGGUUGGGGAAUCACUCACCUUCCGAGUCAGAGCAAGUGAUGGUAGAUACUCUACCUCCUGGCAUAUCGCCCCAAAGAACUGGCAGUUCGGCCAGACCUUUGAAGGCAAGAACUUCAAGUAGAGACCUUUCCAUCUUAAUAUCCUUCCUGUUCUGCCAGGCACAAAGGAUCUCUUAUGUUUGCUGGACCAUGCAUAUCAUGCGUUUUCAGUAAAAAAAUUUAAGAUAGCAGUCCAGGCACCUUAGAGGAUAGACACAUUGACCCAAUUCUGAGCUAGUCUCGGAAACGCUGUGUUGUUGGCUUGUUGCUUUUAAGGGUCUGUUCGGGCAACCAAAGUAAUGGAUUUGUUAUCAAAUUCUCAAGUUCAAAUU
Molecule: messenger RNA, 1141 nt
Organism: Vitis riparia (riverbank grape)
Lineage: Eukaryota; Viridiplantae; Streptophyta; Magnoliopsida; Vitales; Vitaceae
Product: expansin-A4-like
Exons: 3
Coding region: 74-892 (272 amino acids)
Biological process (GO): plant-type cell wall organization
Cellular component (GO): extracellular region
Source: RefSeq, a predicted model, not a curated record